CCUUAGGUUGAGGUUCGGAAAAACUGCUGAGGAUUGUUAUGGAGAAGGUUGCUGAUUUAGGUUUGGGCAUCACUCGAAUCACAGCGUUGUCAGCGGACAGAGAGCUGCGGCCAGAAGAAAUGGAUGAGUUGCGGGAUGCUUUUAAAGAGUUUGACAAGGACAAGGACGGUUUCAUCAGCUGUAAAGACCUAGGAAACUGUAUGAGAACCAUGGGAUACAUGCCCACUGAAAUGGAGCUGAUUGAACUGAGCCAACAGAUAAACAUGAACUUGGGAGGUCAUGUUGAUUUUGAGGAUUUUGUAGAGCUGAUGGGCCCAAAACUCCUCGCCGAAACUGCAGACAUGAUCGGAAUAAAAGAGUUGAAAGAUGCGUUUAGAGAGUUUGACACUAAUGGAGAUGGUGCCAUAAGCACAUGUGAACUCCGAGACGCAAUGAGAAAGCUGCUGGGCCAACAGGUAGGUCUAAAGGAAGUGGAAGAUAUCCUGAGGGAUGUUGACUUGAAUGGGGAUGGGCUUGUUGACUUUGAAGAGUUUGUACGAAUGAUGUCUCGCUAAGAUCAUAAAAUGAUCGGCCCUGAAUGUGAAGCUGUGUCCUCCUCUAAACGUGCCCAAGUACAACAGAGGACCUGCGAAGAUCUUCUGAGCCAUCCAAAUCUGAGUGACACUGGAAAUAAAACUCCUUGAAUGUUAUGGAGCAAGGAGUCACCUCACACUUUCAAUCAAUAAGUGUUCUUCCUGACAAGUCUCUGGUUCAAGUGAGGCAGAAUUUGCUGUAGCCUAGCUAAUGAUUGUCUUAUGUUUUUGCACUUUAAUUCUCACUAAAUGACUUCCUGUGUGGUUAGAUUGCUGAUGUCUUGUCUCAUCCUCUACAUGGUUAAAAUAAGUGUCUCACAAAAUGUCGCCUUUGAUGUACAACUAAGUCAGGACGAGAGAGUGAAUGUCUGUAGAAAAUAUGUAAAAGAUCAGUGCACUGUUGGACAUUUCAGUUCAUUUUCACACAGUAUGUGUUAUAUUAGAAACUGUAAGUGGAAUGUCCUUUGUGUGACAUUGGUGCUCCACCAAGGAACCCACGUGGCAAUAUCACACCUGUAUUGUAACUGUGUGACCAUCUGUGAUUUUUCACUGUGCCAGUCUGAUCCGAUAAAAGCGUCACUGUCUGACAGCUACAUGCAACGAAGAAGCAGAUCUCUGAUAUUAAUGAGAGACAGAAGUUUGAAAUACCUUUCAUACAUGUUAUCCUCUACAGUCUGAGAUCAAGGGAAGCUGAAACACUAUUUACAAGGAUGCACAGCUCUCUUUCAGAACUUAAAUCCUGAGGCCCAAAGUGCUCACUGACAAUAGCCCGCUGUGGUUUGCAGCAUCCUAUGCAGUGUAAAUGGAGCAUCUCCAGACUGUCUUUCAAUGCUCACAGGUUUGAAUUCCUGGAGUCUUUAACCUAGCUUCGGGAACAAGAAAUGUUUUUGUUUUAUUUUUUUGGAAAAUCCAUAUUGCCCUGUCUGAGAACAUACAGUAGGAAUGACAUGUGUGAACUGUAUUUACAGUGGAUAUGAUUAUGUUGUACCUGUACUGUACGUCACUGUCAAUAUGAUUGUAUUUGUGGUAACAUUCCACACAUCUGUGUUGUCGAAGCAAUUUUUAUGCAUGCCAAAGAGAGAAAUUUAUUAAAUUCAGUAUGCACAUUUGCAUUUUUGUCUAACAAGGUAAACAAAAUACUUUGCCAAGUUAACUGUAGAAAAAUAA
This is a messenger RNA of Seriola dumerili (greater amberjack), 1739 nucleotides long. It is a transcript of the gene cabp1a, whose product is annotated as calcium-binding protein 1-like. Gene Ontology annotation, molecular function: calcium ion binding. The transcript is spliced from 7 exons. The record is from RefSeq and is a predicted model, not a curated record. NCBI's taxonomy places the organism in Eukaryota, Metazoa, Chordata, Actinopteri, Carangiformes, Carangidae. Bases 39 to 554 code for a protein of 171 amino acids.